GUAAGUGCACCCCCACAACUGAUAUUAUUCUACGCCUUUGAAAAAUAGGAAUCCAGAAAACAAACAAGACAAAAUAAUUAAGACGAUGAAUGUGAUGACAAAUGAAACUCACUCUCCGUUCAUAGAAUUAUUAUUACGAUCUCCACAAGUCCAACUACGACCAACAUCUCUUUUGACAUUCUCUCCUCCUCUACCCAAUUUCUCAACACCUUAUAUGCAUCCAUCCACGUACAUAUAUAACACGCAAAUUCUUCCCCAACCCACAAACCAAUUUUCUCUUUCGAUCACUUUCUCUCGUCCCUUUCUUCCUAUGAAAAGAGUGUAGAAUUCUGGAGACUCAAACUUGAAGUUAUUAGGGUGGGUAGGAUUCGUUUUCGAAUUGGGUUGAUCGAGCUCGGGAAACAUGGCGAAUGUUGGGGAAGAAGAUGGUGUCGUUGAAGAAAUUAGCGAAGAAGGUGAAGGUUAUUGGAGGAGGAGGAGGAGGAGGAGGAGGAGAAGAGAAAUCUCAAGUGAAUGAAUGUUUGCUUGGGAAGUUUGAUGAGGUGGAAAGAAGUAGUUGUAAUACCCCAGUAGGGUUUUUUGCGGUGUAUGUGGGGGAAGAAAGGGAGAGAUUUGUUGUGCCGACAAGCUUUUUGUCACACCCAUUGUUCAAGAUUUUGCUUGAAAAGUCUUGCAAUGAGUUUGGAUUUCAGCAGAGGAAUGGGCUUGUGGUUCCCUGUACUGUCCCUACUUUUCAAGAGGUUGUAAAUGCUGUUGAAUGUAAUGCCAAGUUUGAUUUUGGCGAUUUAGUCGAAGAGUUUGUUUGAUUAGAUGAUAGAACUAGAGAAUCUUUUAUUUUCAUU
This is a messenger RNA of Carica papaya (papaya), 842 nucleotides long. Its product is annotated as SAUR-like auxin-responsive protein family. Gene Ontology annotation, biological process: response to auxin. NCBI's taxonomy places the organism in Eukaryota, Viridiplantae, Streptophyta, Magnoliopsida, Brassicales, Caricaceae. The record is from RefSeq and is a predicted model, not a curated record.